Messenger RNA from Cylicostephanus goldi, 353 nucleotides. The record is from the annotation of a GenBank genome assembly. NCBI's taxonomy places the organism in Eukaryota, Metazoa, Nematoda, Chromadorea, Rhabditida, Strongylidae.
AUGCUACAACAAUGUGAUGAACUUGACGAAAUCGAGGAGAAGUAUCAGCAGCAGAUAUUUGAACUCACUGAUGAAAGAGAUGCACUAAAGGCUCAAAUCGACCCAGCUAGCACGAGUAAACCAGUUGUACAAAAUCUACGCGCUGCACUUACUGAGGGCGUAAAGCCGCUCACACCGGACCAUUCAAUGAAUCACAAUGAAGACGCAAUGAUGGAAGCACGAGAAAAGAUACUCAAACUAGAGAAUGAAAACAACAUCUUGAAGAUGGAGAAAGAACGUUUAGAAAAGGUAAGGUCCAAGCUUCAUUUACCCAUUCCUACAAACUGGAGGAUAAUUGCAUCGAUAUUCUGAGU